UCCAACCCAAGUAAACAAAUGUGAGUACAAAAGAGGUGACAGAUCUAGCUGUGUCAGGUUUUCUUUCUCAAAAUCUUAACCCUCUAACAGAAUGUCUGCAGACAUUAAAAUAAUCCUCUGCAUUGGACUGGCUGUCAUAUUCACAGAUGUGGGAAAGUCUGCCCUCAUUGGGAAAAGCCACAGUAAAGGAAAUGCAGAUCCUGUGCUGCAGUACGUAGUUAACAACUCACUGAGGGAACAUCCAGUCCUCACCAAACUCAAACUG
Messenger RNA from Austrofundulus limnaeus, 265 nucleotides. RefSeq names its product catechol O-methyltransferase domain-containing protein 1. The record is from RefSeq and is a predicted model, not a curated record. Gene Ontology annotation, molecular function: S-adenosylmethionine-dependent methyltransferase activity; O-methyltransferase activity. NCBI's taxonomy places the organism in Eukaryota, Metazoa, Chordata, Actinopteri, Cyprinodontiformes, Rivulidae.